Molecule: messenger RNA, 3273 nt
Organism: Amphiprion ocellaris (clown anemonefish)
Lineage: Eukaryota; Metazoa; Chordata; Actinopteri; Pomacentridae
Product: MICOS complex subunit MIC26-like
Exons: 9
Coding region: 47-709 (220 amino acids)
Biological process (GO): cristae formation
Cellular component (GO): MICOS complex
Source: RefSeq, a predicted model, not a curated record
CUCCGACUCGCCGUAGAAAAGCGAAAGUCAUUUCAACUGGAGGAAUAUGUCAUAUGUGAAGCUGGUGUCGCUGUGCGCCGCGGCUCCGGGGCUGGCGGGCCUGCUGAGCGGCUCGGUGCUGGCGGCCGCAGAGGGGAAGAAGAGGAGCAGCCAGCCGGCCCUGAGCAUCGAUGAGCUGCCGUCUCUGUACACCACUCCUGAAUCGGAGGCUCGGUACGUGGAACCGGAGGCCGGAGCUUUGGAGCAGAGCGUGGCGUCGCUGAGGAAAUGGGUCGAACCGUACACCAACCAGUGUCAGCAAACUGGUCAGGCUGCCAUGGAGAAAGUCGAGCAAGCGUACAGAACCGUGGAGCCGACCAUCAGCACCACGAUAACAGCAGUAACUGAUACCUACCAGUUCCUCAGCGACCCUCCUCCUGACCUCUACCCCAGCGUGGCGGUGGUGAGCUUCUCCGGCUUCCUGGGACUUUACUUGGCCAAAGGCUCCAGGGUGAAGCGUCUCGUAUUUCCAAUCGGACUCAUGGCUCUCAGCGCCUCCAUGUUCUAUCCUCAGCAGGCUGCAGCCCUGUUAAAGGCGAGUCGAGACUCUGCGUCCAGCUGGGCUCAGCAGGGCCGAACCGCCGCCGAGAAUCUCUGGAAAGAUCCACCGUUUGCCAAGAACAAGCCCGAGAAGAAAGAGCAAACAGAGAGCGACGACACAAGCAGCUGAAGAAGAAACACAACCCAGUAACACACUCACACCUGUACAUGAACAUGUUCUCACACCUGUACAUGAACAUAUUCUACAAACUCCCACAGACACCGAGGCUUGUUUUGCUUUAAGUUUUAGAGCAGAAGCUUAUAAGCCGAGUCGUUCUUGAACACAAUAGCGUAUUCCAGGAAGCAUUUUCAAGAAUAACUUUGCAGGUUUUGUUCCAGUUAUUCAGAUAACUUCCUUAAAUCUGCUUCUUGAAACAAUCCUCAACGCUCCUCCUCCCCUGUAGGAAGUCAUUCACCUGCCAACCUCAGCAACACACUGAUUAUAUAUCUGAGGUCAGCAGCCAUUAGCAUCCCUCAGCUAGCGACUAGCGUCUCUUAGACUAUUCAUUUGCAUUCAUAAAGAACAAGUUAUUCCCAGGCUAGUCUUUAGCAUCUCCAGGCCUAGUUAGUACCAUUCCUGCAGCGACAACUAGCAUUCCUGCGCUAGUAUUUGGCAUUCUUAAGCUAGUCACUAGCAUUCCCAGGCUAACCACUUGCAUUCCUAGGAUAACAACUGCCAUUCCAAGGUUAAUUGUUGGCAUUCCAAGGCUAACCCCUAGCAUUCCCAGGCUAGCCACUUGCAGUCCAAGGGUAACAAGUAUAAUUCCUGGGCUGCCAACUAGCAUUCCUCGACUAUCAGCUAGCAUUCCAAAGUUAGUCACUGGAAUCCUUAGGCUAACCGCUACCAUUCCCAGGCUCAUAAUUGCCGUUCCUAGGCUGGUCACUGGCAUUCCAAGGCUAGUUACUAGCAGUCUGUGGCCAGCAAGUAGCUUUAAUGAGCUAACAACUGUCAUUUCUAGACUUGCAACUAGCAGUCCUAUGUUAGUAUUUGUCAUUCUUAAGCUAGUCACUAGCAUUCCCAGGCUAGCCACUUUCAAUCCAAGGGUAACAGUACCAUUCUUGGGCUGUCAACUGGCAUUCCUAGCAACUACAAUUCCUAGGCUAGCAACUUACCUUCUUAGGCUGACAACUAGCAUUCCAAAGUUAGUCACUGGAUUCCUUAGGCUAACCACUACCAUUCCCAGGCAUUUCCAGACUAGCAACUAGCAUUCCUGUGCUAGCAAGUGGCAUUCCUAGGCUAGCAACCAAAGUUCCUGGGCUACAAACCAGCAUUCCUAGCCUAGAAACUACAAUUUCUAAGAAGACUAACAACUAGCCUUCUUAGGCUAACAGUUAGCAUUCCUCGGCUAGCAACUGGAAUUCCAAAACUACCAUUCCUGGGCUGUAACUGGAAUCUACAAUUACCAGGCAAGCAAAUAGCGUUCCUGGGCAGCCAACUGGAAUUCUAAAGCUUACAAACAGCAUUCUUAGGCUAGUCCCUAGCAUCUCCAGGCUUGUCACUACCAUUCCCAGACUAACGAAUUGCAUUCCCAGGAUAACAACUUGCAUCCUUGGGAUAACAAUUGACACCCCCAGCCUCGUAAUUUGUAUCCCUACUGUACAUUAAUAAACAUUGAAACAUAAAUGUUUAUGAUUCGUAGGUGAGUUGCACAUAUAUAUAGUCACUUUCCCAUUAAAAGGACUAGCGACUAGCAAAGGUAUACUAGUCACUAGCCUAGGAAUGUUAGUCAGCAGACUGGGGAUGCUAAUGACUAGCCUGGGGAUGCUAAUAAGUAGCAAGGGGAUGCUAAUGACUAGCCUGCAGAUGCUAGUGACUAGAUUUCUGGAUGCCAGUGACUAGCCUGGGGGUGCUAAUGACUAGACUUCUGGAUACUAAUGACUAGCCUGAGGAUGCUAAUCACUAGCCUGAGAAUGCAAAUGACUAGCCAGAGGAUGCUAAUGACUAGCCUGGGGAUGCUAAUGACUAGCCAGGGGAUGCUAAUGACUAGACUUCUGGAUACUAAUGACUAGCCUCUGGAUGCUAAUGACUAGCCUGAGGAUGCUAAUGACUAGCCGGAGAAUGCUAAUGACUGGCCAGAGGAUACUAAUGACUAGCCUCUGGAUGCUAAUGACUAGCCUGAGGAUGCGUGUGAGCAGUAAAGUCAGUUAUACAUCCGGUGGGUUGCUGAGGUCGGCAGGUGAAUUACUUCUCCGUAAAUGAAUGUGUUCAGUUCAGUGAACUGGAGACUAAAUCUAGAAAUAACAAACACUGAACUGUUCCUUUCAACUUUUUAACAUAUAAUGACUUCAGGUUUAUUCUACAAAAAUAGUAGCUGUGACAAGCCAGUUCCAGCCAGCAUUUAUCAGAUAACAUUUAUUCAGCUUUUCUGCAUAUUAAAUCCUUCAGUGUAUCACAAAAAGUCAAAACUACACACCAUUAGAAUACUUUCUGUGGUAUGAAGGAGCGUUUUUGUGCUGAGAAGUUUCAGUUCGUAACAUUCAGACACUCUAGAGACACCAGGAAGUGUGAAUCUGAGUGAAUUAAUGUAGACGUGUUCAGGUCAAACGGUGACGCUUCUAUUUCUGCUGUAAUCAAAUGAAGGGCCAAAUGAUGUGAUCAUCAUCCAUCCUAAUUAUUAAUGCACUGUUGAUUGUCCAUGUUUGUUCAUGCUCUGUAUAUACUGUGUGCAAUUAAAGCUGCUAUUUAUCACUAAA